Messenger RNA from Salvia miltiorrhiza (redroot sage), 967 nucleotides. RefSeq names its product histone H3-like centromeric protein CENH3. Lineage: Eukaryota; Viridiplantae; Streptophyta; Magnoliopsida; Lamiales; Lamiaceae. Gene Ontology annotation, molecular function: protein heterodimerization activity; DNA binding; structural constituent of chromatin. Gene Ontology annotation, cellular component: nucleosome. The record is from RefSeq and is a predicted model, not a curated record. The coding region runs from base 116 to 589 and encodes 157 amino acids. The transcript has 7 exons.
CGCCUUGAUUAUAUAUUUAAAACAAAAUAGCAAAACUCAAAUAUGAAGCGAAGCGGGAAAACAAUUUAUGUAGAAAAAAAAAUUAUCAGUGCCAAAUUCUUGAUGAAAAAUAUUAAUGGCGAGAGUCAAACAGAGCGCCAAGAAAUCCACGAGCCGGAAAUUCUCCCAAGCAACUCCGUCAACUUCAACUCCACAGGUACGGCGUAAUCUGUUUAAUCAGUCUGCUGCGAGAAGAAGCCCUCGGACUGGCACACCAUCUAGGACUGAGGCAGGAGCAAAGAAAAAGCGCCGGAACCGGCCGGGGACGGUGGCUUUACGUGAGAUAAGGAAAUAUCAAAAGUCUUGGAAUCUUUUGAUCCCUGCUGCUCCAUUCAUUCGAACUGUAAAAGAGAUCAGUUUCCAGUUUGCUCCUAGCGUUGGACGUUGGCAAGCAGAAGCCUUAGUGGCUCUUCAGGAGGCUGCUGAGGAUUACAUAGUUAAGUUGUUUGAAGAGGCAAUGCUAUGUGCGAUUCAUGCAAAGCGCGUGACUCUAAUGAAAAAGGAUUUCGAGCUGGCCAGGCGAAUCGGAGGUAUUGGGCGGCCUUGGUGAUAUAUAUCAACUAUGCAAAGAUGAGUGUUGCAACCUAUUUGACUAACUCCGGCUUUGGUAAAUAGUAAGCAUCAAUUCAAUGUGCAAGUGCAUGACAUCAUCAUUAAAUUCUCAAAUAGUUAGCUGCUUGUGAUGUUAAAGAGUAGUUGCAUCAAGAUGUAGGCAAAAGAUGUUGCUAGCUUAUUCUUUGUUUUUGGUAGACUGCAUUUAUCUCAUCACUCAACUCCCCUAAUCUGUAUGACCUCUGUAUAAUUGCAUUCUUGUGUCAUGUAAAGGGCUAUAAUUGCAAGAGGAUACCUGAAUUCUUCCCUAAUUUGUUGAUAACAUGAUGUUGUUUGUGUUUUGCUUUUCUUAUACAAGUGGUUUAUUUUGGCAAAA